AUGGGAGAACACGCAGCCAUACCACAAGAUGCCAUGAUGCAAAUGAUGCAAACCCUAUCGAAACAACUAGAAGGGUUUGGCGAAAGGAUAGGUUGUUUGGAGCAGCCUCAGCCCAGAGCUGAAGCUGAACCAGUUCAGCUUCGAAGGAAUGCCCGUGAAGAGGAAGAAGACUCCCUUGACCUGGAUGACGACGAUGAUCCACCACCUGAUCCAUUAAGGCGUCAACAUCAGCGGAGAGAAGAUCCCUUGAUGAGGAACCGAAAAUCAAAUCCAGAGGUUUACAUGGAUUGGGAGAAGAGGAUGGAAUACAAAUUCCAAUGUUAUGGAUAUGGAGAACCCCGAAAAGUAGCCUUAGCAUCGGCACAACUCACCGACAACGCCUUAUCUUGGUCGGAUAGGACAGUGGCCGAGAGGAGGAGGCAAAGAUUUGCUCCCAUCAACAAUUGGGAAGACAUGAAGUACCUCUUGAGGUUGAGGUAUGUUCCUUAUCACUAUCAUAGAGACUUACAAAAACGUUUUAGAAAAUUGUCUCAGGGAACAAGGACCGUGGACGAGUAUUUUGAGGAGUUUGAGAAACUCAUGAACUCUUUGGAGUUAGAAGAAUCCAGCGAGUCAUUGAUGGCUCAAUUCAUUGACGGGUUGCAAGAGCGUAUAACCCGAAAAGUGGAGACGUCCAACUAUAGCUGCCUACAUGAACUACUUCACAAGGCUGUACAAGUGGAUCAACAAAUCAAGCGUAAGAUGUCUAUGAGCAAUCGUACCAGGAGUAGUAAACCUUGGAACGCAAGUAACAACCGAGGCAUAGACAAAGGCAAAGCUAUAGACAACGAUUCUCGAUUCAAGAAUAAGUCUAGUGAAGCGCCUAAGAUCACCAAGCCUGAACCAGGUAAGUUUCCUAGCACUAGUCAAUCUCGUACCCGUGACAUUACUUGUUUUAAAUGUCAAGGUAGAGGACACAUGGCGAGAGAGUGUCUGAACCAACGAGUGAUGAUUCUCACUGCUAGUGGAGACUACGAGUCUCAAGAUGAGCAAGAUGAGAACCUGAAUGAUCCAGAGGAAGAUGUGGAGUAUCCUGAUGUAGGAGAACUCCUUGUGAUCCGACGUAUGCUGAGCGUGUAUAUCAACCCCGAGGAGAAAGUUCAAAGAGAAAAUAUCUUUCACACUCUUUUGCACAAUCAAUAA
Messenger RNA from Capsella rubella, 1182 nucleotides. RefSeq lists its product as uncharacterized. The transcript has 2 exons. Bases 1 to 1182 code for a protein of 393 amino acids. The record is from RefSeq and is a predicted model, not a curated record. Gene Ontology annotation, molecular function: nucleic acid binding; zinc ion binding. Lineage: Eukaryota; Viridiplantae; Streptophyta; Magnoliopsida; Brassicales; Brassicaceae.